Messenger RNA from Acinonyx jubatus (cheetah), 2929 nucleotides. It is a transcript of the gene DNAJB6, whose product is annotated as DnaJ heat shock protein family (Hsp40) member B6. Gene Ontology annotation, cellular component: endoplasmic reticulum membrane; cytosol. The record is from RefSeq and is a predicted model, not a curated record. The transcript is spliced from 10 exons. Bases 644 to 1633 code for a protein of 329 amino acids. Lineage: Eukaryota; Metazoa; Chordata; Mammalia; Carnivora; Felidae. Gene Ontology annotation, molecular function: ATPase activator activity; Hsp70 protein binding. Gene Ontology annotation, biological process: positive regulation of proteasomal ubiquitin-dependent protein catabolic process; protein refolding.
CAAGCCUUGUUAGCAAUGGAAGGAGUAGGAUGGGUUUUCAUUGUCCUGCCCUGGGAAGUGACAAAAGCCACUGAAGCAAAUUGCUGCUGCUAGUUUUCCACUGAAGGCCUAAUCUGUAGGGAGGGCCGGUGGGAGGGUGAAGCCACAGGGUGAAGUUAACAGUAAUAGCUCUGCUGUCAGAGACCUUUCCUUUUCCUUUCCCAGGGACUCUGGGGGCGUGCUUUAGCUCGUCCCCAGUGGCAGCCACAAGCCGUAGGAGGUGUCAUUGUGUGGUUCCCAUGUUGUGUCUGCUCAGGGCGGGGACAGCGUGUUCGUCCUGGUGGCUGUGCAGUCUUGCCCAACGCCUGGCACGGGAACGCACUGAAUGGAGGGGUAACCGAAGCUCCCAGAGCAGGGCCCACGUCAGGAAAACAAGAUACUCACAGAAGGCCUGUCAGCUGGCGGUCAAGUGGGCACUGGGUGCCUGCCUCAGAGUCACCUGUUAGUUUUAUUUAGUUUAGGCUAUUAUUAGGCUAUUUCACAGCUUUUAUUCUAUAUUGAGAAGGGUCUAGGGCACAAAUCUUGGAAUCUGUUCCCGGAUGAGGGCCCAGCCUGACAGGCUAGUGGUUAGUGCUCAGGACUCACUCCAACAGCCUGUUAAAACAUGGUGGAUUACUAUGAAGUUCUAGGCGUGCAGAGACAUGCCUCAGCUGAGGAUAUUAAAAAGGCGUACCGGAAACUGGCACUGAAGUGGCAUCCAGAUAAAAACCCUGAGAAUAAAGAAGAAGCAGAGAGAAAAUUCAAGCAAGUGGCUGAGGCGUAUGAGGUGUUAUCGGACGCUAAAAAACGAGACAUCUAUGACAAAUACGGCAAAGAAGGAUUGAAUGGCGGAGGUGGAGGUGGAGUUCACUUUGACCAUCCGUUUGAUUUUGGCUUCACAUUCCGUAACCCAGAUGACGUCUUCAGGGAAUUUUUCGGUGGAAGGGACCCGUUUUCAUUCGACUUCUUCGAAGACCCAUUUGAGGACUUUUUUGGGAGUCGAAGAGGCCCCCGUGGAAGCAGGAACCAAGGCACAGGGUCGUUUUUCUCUGCCUUCAGUGGAUUUCCGUCAUUUGGAGGAGGGUUUUCUUCCUUGGAUACAGGAUUUACUUCCUUCGGGUCGGCAGGUCACGGGGGCCUCACUUCCUUCUCGUCCACGGCGUUUGGUGGCAGCGGGAUGGGCAGCUUCAAAUCUAUAUCCACUUCUACAAAAAUGGUGAACGGCAGAAAAAUCACUACAAAGAGAAUUGUCGAGAAUGGCGAGGAAAGAGUAGAAGUUGAAGAGAACGGCCAGUUAAAGUCCUUAACGAUAAAUGGUGUGGCGGACGAGGCCGCCCUCCAGGAAGAGCGCCUUCGCAGAGGCCAGAGCGCGCUGCCCUCCCAGCCGGCCAGCACCAGCGGCCCCUCGCCGAGGUCACACGGGCCGGCCGCUCUGCCCAAACACCAGUCUCCGCCCGUCUGCGAAGAGGAGGACGAGUCGGGCAGACAGCGGGCCGCCGGCAGCCCCUGGAACCCCUUCGUGCUCUCUGCAGGACUCAAAGAAGGUGGCAAGAGGAAGAAGCCGAAGCAGAGGGACGAGUCCAAGAAGAAGAAAUCGACCAAAGGCAAGCACUAGGCGGACUCGCAGCCGCGCGCCUGCUGCCGGAGCUGGCGCCCAGCCCGCCCCGUGCCGUAGUGCGAGGCGCGCACGAGUUAGGUAGCGGCACCGCUUGGCCACCGUCCCCACACUGCAGCUUCUCAGCUCGGGGACGGCAGGAGACGGGAGUGACGGUCGUGGGCGGAGCCUGUCCCCACUGUCCUCGCGUCUCCCGGCCCUCAAUCCGACAACAGCGGCUCCCCUGAGGGGGUCGGGGACCCGGCUCCUUCCUUCCGACUGUCGAACACGAUGCCGACUGCUGAGCUGUUGUAGCGUCAGAGGUGUGACAGGUGCGGGCGGGUGAUGGAGUGUGUGUCCACGGAAUGCCUCUCUCUCUUCCCGGCGGGAGAGUCCUUGGAGCUGGCGCGUAGUUAGGGGCGGGGUGACGUCAUCGCACGUCCUGCAUGGAGUCCGCACCGCCAGGGGUCUUCCCUCCGGGUUACGGGGUGUCCCAGCCGCCUCCCUGGGGGCCCGUGGGUGAGUCUCUAGAUAUAAAGUCAUUCCUUAAAUUUACCAGAGUUUUAAGCUCCGAGGAGCCCAAACCUGACCUCGAAUAUUAUUUAGUUUUUGCAAAUUCCAUCUUUUUCUCUUGGACCCAUGAUUCUCCUUAGCACAUGCACAGGACCCUGCAGAAUUUUGUUCGGUAAUCCCCUCUCUGCUCUUUGUUUGGGUCAUUCUGGGGAGACGCACGUGCUGUAUUCACACACACACACACACACACACACACUCAGAUUGGAACGAGGGCGCUGAAGAAAAGAUUUCAGUUGUAAACAUUGGCUCCUCUAAAAACAUCGUUUAUUUUCCUAGCAGUUUUUUUGUGUCCACUUUCCUGCACUUACUUCUUUGCGUGAUCACCUGCUUCUUAACCCUUUGGUUCUACUGACUCGAUCCGUGCCGCGCCUAACCUUUUCUGCGCGCUUCCUGCCCAGGCCUUUCCUCCGUAACACAAGGGCCAGCUCACACCGCUUGGAAAUGGGGGCUCGGGGCAGAGCUUUGACGUGGUGUGAGAAUGCCGCUGUCGUGAAUGUGGCAGCCACCGGCCCCCGUGGCCCCUGUAGCCAGCCGCGUCGUGGGCGUCGUGGGUGUGGAAGCCAGAAACGAGUGUAACUUUGCGACUCUGAGAUGACUGUUAGGGGAGGGGUGCUUUGUUUUGUUUGGCUUUGGCAGGGAGGUGGUGUGGACUGGUAUUACGGCUUACCGUGGAAAAUGUACCCAUGAAAACAUACUGUAUUUUAAGUGCUAUCAGCAGAAAUAAAACGUAAGCGCCGUCUUGGA